ACUUUUACUUUGAAACUUUCGCCUCGUCACAAUGGUCAUGGCGCCUAGCUGAUAUAUCACUAGCUAGCAAGCUAUGUUUAUUUUCCUUUCUUAUUAUUUAGUAAUUAGUUACAUUGUUACUUAAUGAACAGCUGGAAAGUGUAUGUUUUUAGUUAAUUAAAAAAAUCUUAUAAAAUGUUAAUAAAUAUACACAACUCGAGCAGAAAAUCGGGAUUAUGAGCUACUUCCGGGUGUAUUAGCAUAAAAUAAUUAAAGAGCCAGCAUUGGUGAACAUUAGGGUUUAAAAAGUCCAGAAGAAAGGACUUGGAGAAAUGGAUAAAUUUGUGGUCCGUGUUCCAAAGAAUGAUCAGGCAAGACAAGGACAAAACCAUGAAGAGAAAGUGUACAAACAGGCAACGCUAGAGUCUUUAAAGAGAGUGGUGGUGAUUGAGGACAUUGAAAGGUUCAGGUCCAUCCUGGAGUUACCCGGUCAGACCAGAGAGAACAUGUUAAACGCUCUGAUGGAGCUGGACAAGAAAGUGCCUUCUAAAGAAGUGCUCAAGUCCACCAGGAUCGGUCACACAGUGAACUCGCUGCGUAAGAAGCACCCGGACGCUGAGGUGAAGUCGUUGGCUCGGCAGGUUUACACACACUGGAGGACGUUCAUCGAGGAGAACGCCAACAAGCCGUCCAUCGAGGUUCGCUGUGAUAAACAGACCGAGGAGCUGAGGAGCAACGCCAGAAAACUCCUCGCUGAGAGCAUGGGGUUAGAGGCUGACGCUGCGCUGGUGGAUAACAUGGAGAGGGAAGUGUUUCAUCAGUGCUCGCGGCUGAUCAGCGGAGCGUACAGGAGGAGUGUGAGGGCGCUGGUGUUCGCUCUCAAACACAAACCGGACGUCAGAGCGCAGGUGAAGGACGGCAGAAUCGCCGUUAACGUGUUCGUCAGCAGCCACAAGAAGAAACUGUGACACUGAGAUGAAAGAGACCCCACACACACACACACACACACACACACACACACACACAGACACAGACACACACACUCUCUCUCUUUCACAGAUACACACACACACACACUCUCUCUCUCACAGAUACACACACACACACACUCUCUCUCUCACAGAUACACACACACACACACACACACACUCUCUCUCUCACAGAUACACACACAGACACACACACACUCUCUCUCUCACAGAUACACACACACACAGACACACACACUCUCUCUCUCACAGAUACACACACACACACACACACUCUCACAGAUACACACACACACACACACACACUCUCUCUCUCUCACAGAUAUACACACACACACAGAUACACGUCAAGACACUGAGUGGUGCUUCAUAAGACUGGACUUUAAUAGAGUUUUUCCUUUUUAAAAAUAAUUUUUAGCAGUAAAAUGUCUAUAAAGCAAACCAUGUUUACAGGUUUUAUUUUAAAAACUAUUUUAACUCUCCAUUUGGUCUGUUUUAUUAUUUAUAGUUUUGUUUUAUUGUGCUCCUCAGCUUUUAAUACUUUUUAUAAGUAAAAAUCUCAAUGCUCUACAUUUCACAUGUGACACACAAACCCUCCAACUGACCAGAAGAUAAUUAAAAUAAUGGAUUUUUAA
Molecule: messenger RNA, 1603 nt
Organism: Pangasianodon hypophthalmus (striped catfish)
Lineage: Eukaryota; Metazoa; Chordata; Actinopteri; Siluriformes; Pangasiidae
Gene: tceanc2
Product: transcription elongation factor A (SII) N-terminal and central domain containing 2
Exons: 4
Coding region: 312-947 (211 amino acids)
Biological process (GO): DNA-templated transcription
Cellular component (GO): nucleus
Source: RefSeq, a predicted model, not a curated record